Molecule: messenger RNA, 2446 nt
Organism: Limulus polyphemus (Atlantic horseshoe crab)
Lineage: Eukaryota; Metazoa; Arthropoda; Merostomata; Xiphosura; Limulidae
Product: solute carrier family 26 member 6-like
Exons: 18
Coding region: 1-2265 (754 amino acids)
Biological process (GO): transmembrane transport
Cellular component (GO): membrane
Molecular function (GO): secondary active sulfate transmembrane transporter activity; oxalate transmembrane transporter activity; bicarbonate transmembrane transporter activity
Source: RefSeq, a predicted model, not a curated record
AUGGAUCCAUAUACUUCAAGUAUGUCAAAUUCUCAAGAGAUAUCCCCAGAGUUCUACGUGAAAAGGAAGGCUUACGACCAAGCCACAUUUGACAACGAAUUUGAAAGUCACAAUGGGCUUAAAAAGUCGCACUUGGAAUGUAUUUGGGAAAAGAUUAGACCGAAAUGCUCAACAAAAAUCGUUAAGAAUGGACUUAAAUCAUCGUUUCCAGUAAUUGAUUGGCUGGGUCACUACAACUUUCGUCAAGAUUUAUUAGCGGAUUUUAUCGCAGGUAUCACUGUUGCUGUGUUUCAGAUACCACAAGGUAUGGCCUAUGGGCUAUUGGCUGCCGUUCCACCCAUCUAUGGGCUAUACACGUCGUUUUUCCCUGUGUUUAUUUACUUUUUGAUGGGCACUUCGCGACAAAUCUCUGUUGGAACAUUUGCAAUUGUCUCACUAAUGACUGGUGGGGCAGUUGAGAGGUUCAUUUCAUCAUCAAAUGCUCAGUCCCCUUCAUUUCUGAACGGAACCGAAACCAUAGGCGAUUAUUUAAAUACAACUACUACGACGCCCCCCACAGGUGGGAACGUUAACAACAAUGUUCAACCUAUAACAGUUGCGACAGCACUUUGUUUGAUUGUGGGAAUUUAUCAGGUUUUUUCUGGAUUUCUCAGACUGGGGUUUAUCAGUGUCUAUUUAUCUAGACAGUUGGUUAGUGGCUUCACGUGCGCUUCAGCAUUCCAUGUGCUAACCAGUCAAAUCAAGUAUAUAUUUGGAAUUAAACUACCACGUCACACUGGUCCCUUGAACCUAAUCUAUACGUACAUUUCUUUCUUUACAAAUAUCACUGAAACUAACUACAAGACUUUAUUGAUGUCAGCUGUAACCAUCACCAUUCUGGCCGUGGUGAAGGAACAUAUAAAUCCACGAGUGAAGCAAAAAUUUAAGAUACCUCUUCCUAUAGAACUAGUUGUGGUCAUUGUUGGAACGGUGACAUCCUAUUUCAUCCGACUUCAUGACAACCAUGAAGUUGAGACCGUCGGUAACAUCCCUCUCGGCUUUCCACACCCAAAGGUGCCGAACUUCACGCUUCUGCCACAACUACUAGGUACUGGGGUCGCCAUCGCCAUUGUCGGCUACACAUCGUCUCUGUCUCUUGCUAAAAUAUAUGCCACUAAGUAUAACUACAAUGUGGAUGCUAACCAGGAACUGGUUGCUUUAGGAACGGCAAACAUUUUUAGUUCUUUCUUCUUGUGUGUUCCCGGAGCCGCUUCCCUUUCUCGUAGCUCUGUUCAAGAAGGUGCUGGAGGAAAGACUCAACUUGUGAGUUUGAUCAACUGCAUCGUUCUCCUAGUGGUUCUACUUGCACUUGGUCCUCUACUUGAAGAUUUACCAAACUGUAUCCUGUCUUCUAUUAUUGUGGUUGCGUUGAAAAAUCUUCUGCUUCUUGUCAAAGAUCUCAAAUAUUUCUGGGGAGUCAACAAAGUAGACGGAAUGAUUUGGAUUAUAACAUUUCUUUCGGUCUUGAUACUAGAUGUUGACAUUGGGCUGGGAAUCGGAGUGGCUUUUUCAUUGGUCACGAUUAUUUUCAGGUCUCAAAGACCAAAAACCUAUCUACUAGGGUGUAUACCAGAAACAACAGUUUAUGUACCCUUGAAGAAAUAUUCAACAGCUCGGCAGAUUCCCAAUGUAGUCAUAUUUCACUUUGGUGGACCACUGCAUUUUGCCAAUAUGGAAUACUUUGAGUCAGAAAUGAGUAUACAGACAGGCAUAUUACCAAGUGUCAUUGCUAGUUCAAAGAAAAGACUUCAGAAAAAUAUGUCUGACAAGAGCUUGGAGAAUACUCUAAAGAUAUCAGAAAGUGAAAUUGUAUUAACUAAGAAAUCAGCAAACGACGAAAACACCCAAGGGUACAUCAACUUUGGCUUUACAGAAAAGACAAAGGACCAGUUACCAUCUUAUGAUUACAACUUUGACGCAACUCGGCUACCCACACAUAUAAUCAUAGAGUGUUCUGGUUUUGGUUAUCUCGACACAAGCGGAGUAACUACUCUAAAGCAGGUUUUUAAGAAACAUAAGAAAGUUGAGAUCAACAUUUACCUCGCUUGUUGUCCUGCUAACGUAUAUUCCAUGUUAGAAAAAGGUGGAUUCUUUGAAGAAGUGUCUCAAAAUAAUGUGUUCCCCACUGUUCAUGACGCUGUAUUACAUAUUGCGCAAAACGGAAAAAAGGUGGCGCCGUCUUUUGAUGGAAAUCAUAAUCCCUGCGAAAUUGUUUCACAUAUGUAAAUAGACUGAUCCGUUUCAAAGUGGAUACAAGUUCCAACGUCUAAGGCUAUAGAGAAGGAAGGAAAACUGCGAACAAAUAGACGUUUGUAACUGCUAUUACCAUAAACAUUAGUUUAAUGAAAGAACGUUUAUUUGUUUCUUCUAUGAAAUAUUUGGAAAAUCAAAAAUAUCGUAGAGUUUA